CUGACUUUUCAAACAUUUUACCAUGGUCAAGAGAAAGCUAAACGAGCACGAUGUCCCCGAGAACGCUGAGGUCGUUACCUCUGCGCAAUCCCAAAGCGCAUCCUUCGACAGCCUUGGAUUGGACGCCCGCCUUCUCCAAGGCAUAGUUCGGCAGAAGUUCUCGAACCCGACGCCCGUGCAAGCCAAAGCCAUACCCCUUGCCCUCGAGGGUAAAGACAUUCUCGCUCGCUCGAAGACCGGCUCCGGCAAAACCGCCGCCUAUGUCCUUCCGGUUCUGCAAUCCAUCCUGAAGCGCAAAGCCGACCCGAACUUCUCCAAAUGCACCACUGCCCUUAUUCUCGUUCCGACCCGUGAACUGGCUGGACAGGUUACCAAGACGAUCGAGUCCCUAGCGGCGUUUUGCGGGCAAGAUGUGCGGACGGCGAACAUUACCAUGAAGGAGGACGACCAGGUGCAGCGCGCACGGCUGGCGGACAACCCCGAUGUUGUCAUAGCGACCCCAGGCCGGGCGUGUGUCAACCUAAACAGUUCCGCGCUAUCCCUGGACAAGCUGGCGCAUCUGGUCAUUGACGAGGCGGAUUUGGUGCUCUCGUACGGCUACGAGGAUGAUCUCCAGAGCAUCUCCAAGUCCAUACCGAAAGGCACCCAGACGUUCCUUAUGAGCGCUACGCUAAGCAGCGACGUGUCUGAGCUGAAGGGUCUUUUCACCCGGAACCCCGUUGUGCUGGAGUUGGACGAGGAAGAGAAGGACACUGGCACGAUCAGCCAAUACAUUGUGCGGUGCGCCGAGGAUGAGAAGUUCCUUCUCAUCUACGCGAUAUACAUGCUUAAGCUCAUCAAGGGCAAAUCCAUCGUAUUCGUGGCAGACAUCGACCGCUGCUACCGGUUGAAACUAUUCCUUGAACAGUUUGGCAUCAAGAGCUGCGUCCUCAACUCCGAGUUGCCAGUAAACUCGAGAUUACACGUUGUGGAGGAAUUCAACAAGAACGUGUACGACAUUAUCAUUGCUACCGACGAGCAUGAGGUGAUGGGCAACGAGGACAAGAAGAAUAAGAAGAAGAAGAAGGCCAAGGAUGAAGGGGAAGAGGAUGAGGCAGACGAGAAAGAAAAGGACAAGGAAGAGAACAAGGAGGAGAAGGACGAGGAGCAGGAUGCCGAAGACCAAGCGGAUGGCGAGACCCAAAACGGCGAAGGGCAGCCUCCGAAGAAGAAGAGAAAGGGACGCAAGAGGGACAAGGAGUACGGUAUUGCCCGCGGCAUUGACUUCCAAAACGUCUCUCUCGUCCUCAACUUUGACCUCCCCACGACAUCAAAAUCCUACACGCACCGCAUCGGGCGCACAGCGCGGGCGGGCAAGACGGGCAUGGCGCUGUCGUUUGUGAUCCCGAAAGAGCAGUACCGCAAGCACAAGCCGACAUCGAUCGAGUCGGCCCAGCACGACGAAGACGUGCUGCGCAAGAUCAUCAAGUCGCAAGAAAAACGGGGCAACGCGGUGCAGCCGUACGCCUUCGACAUGACGCGGCUCGAAGGCUUCCGGUACCGGCUGGGCGACGCGCUGCGCUCGGUGACGCGGAUCGCGGUGCGGGAAGCGCGCGCGCGCGAGCUGCGCCAGGAGCUGCUCAAGUCGGAGAAGCUGAAGCGCCACUUCGAGGAGAACCCGCAGGACCUGGCGCACCUGCGCCAUGAUGGCGAGGUCCGCACUGCCCGUACCCAGCCCCAUCUCAAGCAUGUCCCCGAGUACUUGAUGCCUGCGGGCGCGAAGAAGGAUUUCGCGAACGAGGUCGGCUUUGUUGGCUUUAAGAAGGAUGAUGCCCGCGAGAAUAGGAUCCGCAAGGCGAGGUUGACGAAGAAGCGGAUGGGGAAGGGCGCGCCCGUGAGGAAGUCUGAUCCGCUCAAGACGUUUAAUGCGAAGGGAAGGGGCAAGAAAUAAACGUAUGGUUUGGGGGGAGGGGGAAGGGGGGCGGUAUCAGGGCUUUGGUUGGUUGGUAGGUAGGUAGGAGGAAUGACAGCUCGACAGCUACCCGUGUGCUCUUGAAUUGAACAUCUAUACCCUCG
Molecule: messenger RNA, 2055 nt
Organism: Aplosporella prunicola CBS 121167
Lineage: Eukaryota; Fungi; Ascomycota; Dothideomycetes; Botryosphaeriales; Aplosporellaceae
Exons: 2
Coding region: 23-1930 (635 amino acids)
Cellular component (GO): nucleolus
Molecular function (GO): nucleic acid binding; ATP binding; RNA helicase activity
Source: RefSeq, a predicted model, not a curated record